This is a messenger RNA of Fopius arisanus, 1249 nucleotides long. RefSeq names its product gamma-interferon-inducible lysosomal thiol reductase-like. Gene Ontology annotation, molecular function: oxidoreductase activity, acting on a sulfur group of donors, disulfide as acceptor. The coding region runs from base 323 to 1075 and encodes 250 amino acids. NCBI's taxonomy places the organism in Eukaryota, Metazoa, Arthropoda, Insecta, Hymenoptera, Braconidae. The record is from RefSeq and is a predicted model, not a curated record. The transcript is spliced from 6 exons.
GGUGGAGAUUCCGGAGGCAUAUGAGUCGGUCUGUGAGUCGCCGUGUCAUAGGAGAGACACCUGAAACAAAUAUCGCCACGUCACACUCGUAUUUCCAUUGAGGGCAAUGCUGAAAAAACAAGGAAUGGCACGCGUUUGGAGGACACCAGGACCAGUCUAUCAUCCCCAAAUCGUUGGCCAUUGAUCGGUCGUUGCAUCAUACGCAAUUCCCUCGUUACUUCAGGGUCACGCCUGCAAUGACGUGUAGCAGUUGGUCAGGAGUUCUGCUGUGAGCUACAUACGAUAUGAUAAGCAGUAGUUUAGAGAAUUUGAGAGGAUCUUUAUGGGGAUUUCGGUGGAUUCGAGCGGGAAGAAUUCAGACUGGGGGAAAAUGGUCCUGAGGAACUUGGGAGGUGCCAGGUGGUGGUUCAGAUUCACCGUUAUAGCACUAGCUGUUGUUUUUCUCUGGAUAUUCGUGCGAAAUGACAGGAUUGACGAGGUGAGAGACUUUGGGAAACUAUCGGUGAUGCCCAAGCCAAGGAUAGAAGUAGAGAAAGUUAAAAUUGCAGUCUACUACGAGGCACUUUGCCCGGAUUCGAGAAGUUUCGUUCUCCGACAGCUAGUGCCAACAUAUCACGAGAUACCUGACAACGUAGUCGUGCAAAUGAUUCCAUAUGGAAAGGCCACGACUAUACCGGGACCAACCGGAUAUUCCUUCGACUGCCAACACGGCCCCCGUGAGUGCGAGGCCAACACAAUUCACGCUUGUGCUAUUGAUGUGAUAAAAAAAACUUCUCUUCAAUUGAAAUUUCUUGCGUGUAUGAUCGAGCACAAUAUAUACCCCCAGAAUAUAACGCGCACGUGUGCUGAAAAACUCCACGUUGAUGCUGAGCCAAUAUUUCAAUGCUACAAGAGUCCACGAGGUGCUGAGUUAUUAGCGAAAUACGGGGAAAUGACGCACGCACUGUCACCACCUGUCAAGUUUAUUCCCACAAUCACUCUUAAUAAUGAUCAGGGCAAUCAAAUAGAAAUAUUAAAAGACUUGUUGCACAACGUCUGCAAGCGAUUCAAAAAAGUACCUGCUGGUUGUCACUGACUGCAAAUGCCAAAAAACCCUAGGAGAAGUGAGUUAUCAGUGAGAGAUCAGACGAGUAAACUGAGCAAUUCCACAAAAUAUCAAAUAUUUACAAUUUAUCAGGAACUGGAUACACGAAAGAGAAUGUAUUGGAUAGGUAUUCUGUAAAUAUAAAUAUCGUAAAGGUUAAUUAAG